Messenger RNA from Aspergillus aculeatus ATCC 16872, 1722 nucleotides. RefSeq names its product putative peroxisomal carrier protein. The record is from RefSeq and is a predicted model, not a curated record. NCBI's taxonomy places the organism in Eukaryota, Fungi, Ascomycota, Eurotiomycetes, Eurotiales, Aspergillaceae. The coding region runs from base 456 to 1469 and encodes 337 amino acids. The transcript has 4 exons. Gene Ontology annotation, biological process: transmembrane transport.
CAAUCAACCACGCCGAGGUGCGAUGGGAAUCCCCCGGCUGGUUCUUUGCAGCAGAUCACUCUAGUUUUCUGGAUUUCUGGACUUCUUUGGUCAUGUCUCAUUUUCUCUUUCUUCCAUGCGCUUUGGGCCUCCUCACUUAUUCUUCUUUUCUUCUCGCUGGACAAGCCUGAUCUCUGACCCUUAUUAUCCACCGCUGUAACAUUUAACAAUUUCCAUCGUGGUUCUGGCGCGCUACGUUGACUCUCCCGUCUCUCCCCCCCCGCUCACGAUCAAGGCCCCAGUUAUUCCGCACCGCUAGACCUCCAGGUGAGGGAAAUUAGCAUUCGACUCUUACUUAAUAUUAGGCGAUAUCGGUCUUGCGCUGGACGAUAUUCACAGUGACUGAUAUUGUCCUCACCAUCAAUCUCCUCUCCUAUCCAAAAUAACGGCACAUUGCCUCAUCUCCUCUACACAGAAUGGCCGGUCAAACAAAACCCGCGCUCUCGCCGUGGGGCAGCGCCGUCGCAGGUGCUACGGGUGCCGUGCUUGCAAACGCAAUGGUCUACCCUCUUGAUCUUGUGAAAACCAAACUUCAAGUGCAAGUGAAACAAGCGGACGAGACGAAGAAAGAAAGCUCCGAUGAGACGGUACACUACAAAUCGACUCUGGAUGCCAUCAACAGGAUCGUGGAGAAGGAGGGUAUCGAAGGUCUAUAUUCCGGUAUCACGGGGGCUUUGAUCGGUGUUGCAUCUACCAACUUCGCCUAUUUCUACUGGUACACCAUUGUGCGAUCGCUCUACAUGGCAUCCAACAAGGUACCUAAGCCUCCUGGUACUGCAAUUGAGCUCUCGCUGGGCGCUGUCGCCGGCGCUGUCGCCCAGAUCUUCACUAUCCCGGUAUCUGUCAUUACUACAAGGCAACAGACGCAAGACAAGAGCGAGCGCAGAGGCCUGAUCGAAACGGGGAGAGAGAUUGUGGACAGUGAGGACGGCUGGACUGGUUUGUGGCGAGGACUCAAGGCUAGUCUGAUCCUCGUUGUCAACCCCGCGAUCACAUACGGGGCAUAUCAGCGGUUGAAGGAUGUCCUGUUUCCUGGAAAGACCAACCUAAAGCCCUGGGAGGCAUUUCUCCUUGGUGCCCUUUCUAAGUCUUUGGCCACGCUUGCGACGCAGCCUUUGAUCGUGGCCAAGGUCGGCCUUCAGUCGCGGCCGCCCCCCGGCCGUGAAGGCAAACCCUUCAAGACCUUCAGCGAGGUCAUGCGGUACAUUAUAAAAAAUGAAGGAGCGCUGUCUCUCUUCAAGGGCAUCGGACCUCAGAUCACUAAGGGCCUCCUCGUGCAGGGUCUAUUGAUGAUGACGAAAGAACGUGUUGAACUCAUAUUCGUCCUUCUGUUCGCCUAUCUGCGCAAACUCCGGGCGCAGAAGCUCAAGAAGGUAGUGGACUCCGCAACAUCGACAGCCAAGACCAGUCUGCCAGUUACCUUGAAAUGAUUUCUAUCACUUCUUCUUAAUUCCUCAGAUCCAUAUAUGCUCUUUACUAUCUUCACCCUAUAACAGACAUGUCCCUAGACUUCACUACAUUCUUUUGACCCUCGAUUUGACGAACUUGAACUUGGUUACAUUCAUGCUUUGACAAUUCAUAUACCGAGCACGCCCACUAUUAUCAAAUAGCUGGCAUUGUGCAACAUUGAUCAUGAUGUAUAUGCUGGUAUCUCCAUAGAACCAUUACAAUAUGCAGAGAUUC